AUGGACUACCAGCAGUGUUUCCAGAACUUUCUUGUGGAAGCGGACAAGUACCGUGCUUCAAAGCAAGCGGAGCUCCAGGCGAAGCACCAUGACAUCGACGAGAUGAUCUACGGUCUUAUCCAAAACCACGCUGGUUUGACGGACGACAAACGCCUCAAAGUGUGGCAAUUGAUCCAACAGUGCCGCCACACUUACACUCAAGAAAUGGACGUGAUCAGCGCCGAAUUGAAGCUUGAAUCAGCCAUUGACGCCUCGAUAGUCGGCCAGAAAAAGCACGAAGGCGACGCCGAAGCUAAGCGCCGAAUUGCCAUCGAGACACUCGUCGCCAGAUACAAGCAUGUAUUGGAAACCCACGCCGAGAUUAGCGCCAAGGACCAGCGUACCCUUGAAGGGCGGUUGUUUGUCUACCAACGCCACGUUAACUCGUUCACAGGAGCCUACCGGGUGGGUCUUUUGAGACUUCUUACGGAAGCGUUUGGAGGGGCCAUGGCGACUUACCAAAACCACCUGACUCACAAUUACGAGUUUAUCGUACAAUCGGAGGAAGGCGUCAAAAAGUUCUCCAUGACCGAACCGUGGUAG
Messenger RNA from Diutina rugosa, 582 nucleotides. RefSeq lists its product as uncharacterized. The transcript has a single exon. Lineage: Eukaryota; Fungi; Ascomycota; Pichiomycetes; Serinales; Debaryomycetaceae. Bases 1 to 582 code for a protein of 193 amino acids. The record is from RefSeq and is a predicted model, not a curated record.